This is a messenger RNA of Carica papaya (papaya), 1895 nucleotides long. Its product is annotated as FAD/NAD(P)-binding oxidoreductase family protein. NCBI's taxonomy places the organism in Eukaryota, Viridiplantae, Streptophyta, Magnoliopsida, Brassicales, Caricaceae. The record is from RefSeq and is a predicted model, not a curated record.
UGCAAUUGAAUACAAAGUUAGGGGCAAAAGAGUCCUUUCAUUACUCGGAAUAUGACUGGUGCGAUUGACUUAUUCAGUCUCCAAAGGGGCCUCCUUUAACGUGGCAUUGUUCCAGAAACGAUAAGGUUUAACUAGACACAGAACGAAGAAACAAGAUUUUUCCUUUGUCACUCAUGAGCUUUAGGUUCGCGCGUUUUUCCUUUCCUUUUAGCGUCAUCUCGAAGAAUGCUACAGACCUUUGCGAUCUUCUUUUGGUUCUCAAUAAGAGAAAAUUUAGUACUAAUGCCCAGAGGGUAACACUGUUGAGUAGUGAAGAGCUAUUGGUGGUGGUUGGCGGUGGAGCAGCAGGAGUGUAUGGUGCUAUCAGAGCUAAAACCCUCGCGCCUAAUCUUGAUGUUUUGAUUAUUGAGAAAGGGAAACCUCUAUCAAAGGUAAAGAUUUCUGGGGGUGGCAGAUGCAACGUCACAAACGGGCAUUGUGCUGACAAUAUGGUUUUGGCAGAACAUUAUCCUAGGGGUAGUAAAGAAUUAAAAGGAUCUUUCUUCAAUAUGCAUGGCCCAAUGGAUACCAUGUCUUGGUUCACUGAGCAUGGGGUGCCGCUGAAGAUUGAGAAUGACGGAAGGGUGUUUCCUGUCAGUGACAAUUCCUCUUCAAUAAUUGAUUGUCUUUUGUCUGAAAUGAAGUCUAGCGGAGUUCAUCUGCAGACUGGAAAAAUUGUGGUGAAUGCAUCUCCUGUUCCUGGUGGAAAAUUCCUUCUCAAGGUUGAGAAGUUAGGAGUUGUUGAAAAUGUCAAAGCAAAUUAUCUGUUUAUUGCAAGUGGGAGUAGCAAGCAGGGUCAUCAUCUAGCCAUUCAGCUUGGUCAUUCAAUUGUCGAUCCUCUACCAAGCUUGUUCACCUUCAAGAUUGAUGAUCCACAGUUGACUGAGUUGUCUGGGAUAACAUUCCCUAAAGUUGAAGCAAAGCUGCAAUUAGAAAACAUGAAAAACAACAUACCGCACCUUACACAGGUUGGUUCCAUGUUAAUCACUCAUUGGGGACUCAGUGGGCCAGUUAUUCUUCGGCUAUCUGCCUGGGGUGCCCGUUAUUUAUUCAGAACAGGUUAUAAAGGGAUGCUCGUUGUUGACUUUUUACCUGAUUCAAACGUUGAGGAUGUUAAGUCAACCCUUAGUCAGCACAAGCAUCAAUUUGCGAAGCAAAGGGUCAUCACUUCAUGUCCUUCAGCAUUUGGAAUCACGAAGAGGUUUUGGAAAUAUAUACUGGAUCGCGAGAAUUCUUUUGGAGAUAUCCUGUGGGCUUCUGUUUCAAAUAAUGCUUUAAGUUCUAUUGCUCAACUUUUAAAGCAGUGUAAAUUUGGAGUAAUAGGAAAGGGCCAAUUCAAGGAUGAAUUUGUCACAGCUGGAGGUGUUCCAUUGUCUGAGAUCUCUUUGAAGACCAUGGAAAGCAAGUUAUGUCCUCAUCUGUUCUUUGCAGGAGAGGUACUAAAUAUCGAUGGGGUGACUGGUGGUUUCAAUUUCCAGAAUGCAUGGUCUGGUGGAUAUAUUGCUGGAACGAGCAUUGGUAAACUAGCAAGGGGUGCCACGUUAAAGGAAGUUGUUUGAGUUUAAAUGUCAAGAUCCAGCAGAAAAUUUUUCAAGCAAAUGAAUUGUACCAAAGAAAAAAAAUUGAAGUGCUUUGAUAUGUCUGUUGAAGUUUUGUCAAGUGGUUUGAUGGUUUGGAAAAGUUCAGAACAAGAGUAUCAUUUGCAUUGUUCGCAGGGAUAAACUGGGAGCACAUGUUAUUCCUUGCUCUCUCUCUUUUGUUUGAGUAUGUUCAGGUGUAAUUCAUUGCUUAACAAUGCAAUUUUGCACGCACCAGAUUGCAGUGAAUCAUAAUAGCUAGGUUAAAGUGGUAUUGAA